AUGACAUUCACAACAUCAUCUUCGUCUUCAUCACCGACUAAAAACAAUGUUCAAACAAACACAACAACAACAACACAAAAUGCAUCUUCUCCAGAACCAACUUAUACAUUAGGAAUAAUACGUUGUAAAGAAAACAAUAAAAUAUUACUUAUAAAUAGAGAAAUACCACCACAUUUAGGAAGAUGGUUUGGAAUAGGAGGAGAAAUUAAAACAUCAAUAGGAUCACCAAUUGAAAAUUUAAAAAUUCAAACAAAUGAACAAACAGGAUUAGAUUUAAAUAAUUUUAAAUCAAGAGGUAUAUUAAAAUGGGAAAUUUAUAAUAAACCAGAUAUAAAAAAUGAUAAUUCAUCAACUACUUCAAAAUAUGAAGAAAAAAUUCAUAAAAUUUUUCAUAGUAAUUUAAAAAAUUUAAAUAUUCCAGUAAGUGGAUCAUUAUAUAUUUUUACAAGUGAUAUAUCAAUAACUCAAUUUGAAAAUUAUAGAACUCCUUUAACUUAUAAUAAAAAUUUAGGUAUAUUAGAUUGGAAAAAUUUAGAUUGGUGUUUAAAUGAAUUUAAUUAUGGUAUUGUUGAUUUUUUAAAAUUUUUAUUACCCAAUGUAUUUAAUUGUAAUGAAAAUGAUUUAUUUAUUGUAAAAUAUCAUGAUUUAGAUUUAGUUGAAACUUUACAUGAACCAAGUGAAGGUAAUAAAGUUUUGCCUUGA
Molecule: messenger RNA, 702 nt
Organism: Lodderomyces pseudojiufengensis
Lineage: Eukaryota; Fungi; Ascomycota; Pichiomycetes; Serinales; Debaryomycetaceae
Exons: 1
Coding region: 1-702 (233 amino acids)
Source: RefSeq, a predicted model, not a curated record